Messenger RNA from Cinclus cinclus, 2736 nucleotides. RefSeq names its product leucine rich repeat containing G protein-coupled receptor 5 (gene LGR5). Gene Ontology annotation, cellular component: membrane. Gene Ontology annotation, molecular function: protein binding; protein-hormone receptor activity; G protein-coupled receptor activity. The record is from RefSeq and is a predicted model, not a curated record. The coding region runs from base 1 to 2736 and encodes 911 amino acids. Lineage: Eukaryota; Metazoa; Chordata; Aves; Passeriformes; Cinclidae. The transcript has 18 exons. Gene Ontology annotation, biological process: G protein-coupled receptor signaling pathway.
AUGGCGACGACCCGCGCUGCCCGUGCCCUCCUGCUGCCGCUCCUCCUGCUGCUGCUGUGCCCGCCGGGGCUGCGGCGGGGGGCGCGGGGCGGCGGGCAGCGCCCGCGGGGCUGUCCGGCUCCGUGCCGCUGCGAGCUGGACGGAGUGCUGCUCCGCGCCGACUGCUCCGACCGCGGGCUCACCUCCGUGCCCGCCAACCUCAGCGUCUUCACCUCCUACCUUGAUCUCAGUAUGAACAACAUUACUAAGCUGCCCUCAAACCCUGUGCACAAUCUCCGCUUCCUGGAAGAGCUACGUCUUGCAGGAAAUGGCUUGACAUACAUUCCUAAGGGAGCAUUUGCUGGCCUUUUCAGUCUUAAAGUGCUGAUGCUGCAGAAUAACCAGCUACGCCAGGUUCCUACCGAAGCACUCCAGAACCUGCGCAGCCUGCAGUCUCUACGUCUGGAUGCCAAUCACAUCAACUAUGUACCCCCCAACUGCUUCAAUGGCUUGGUCUCCCUUAGACACCUGUGGCUAGAUGAUAAUUCCUUGACAGAAAUUCCCGUACAAGCUUUUAGGAGUUUACCAGCACUUCAGGCAAUGACAUUGGCACUGAAUAAAAUUCAUUACAUUCCAGACUAUGCCUUUGGAAACCUCUCCAGUUUGGUAGUUCUACAUCUCCAUAACAAUAGAAUCUAUUCCCUGGGAAAGAAAUGCUUUGAUGGGCUCCACAGCCUAGAGACAUUAGAUUUAAAUUACAACAGUCUGGACGAGUUCCCCACUGCUAUCAGGACAUUAACAAACCUAAAAGAACUGGGAUUUCAUAGCAAUAACAUCAAGUCAAUACCUGAGCAUGCAUUUGUGGGUAAUCCUUCACUUAUUACAAUACAUUUUUAUGAUAACCCUAUCCAGCUUGUUGGAAAAUCUGCUUUUCAACACUUACCAGAGCUAAGAACUCUGACUUUAAACGGUGCUUCACAGUUAACAGAGUUUCCUGAUCUGACAGGGACUACAAGUCUGGAGAGUUUGACGCUCACAGGAGCACAGAUCACCUCUCUCCCCAAAUCAGCUUGUGACCAGCUACCUAAUCUCCAAGUGCUGGAUCUGUCUUAUAACCUCCUGGAGGAUUUACCCUGUUUUACUGCAUGUAAAAAACUCCAAAAAAUUGACUUGCAUCACAAUGAAAUUGCUGAAAUCAAAGCAGACACAUUUCGGCAGCUGGCUGCUCUUCGGUCUCUGGAUUUAGCUUGGAACAAAAUUAAAAUUAUUCACCCCAAUGCCUUCUCCUCUUUACCAUCUCUGAUCAAACUGGAUGUGUCAUCCAACCUUUUGUCCUCUUUUCCUGUGACGGGGCUACAUGGUUUAACUCAUUUAAAAUUAACAGGAAAUCAUGCCCUGCAAAGUUUGAUAACAUCUGAAAAUUUUCCAGAACUCAAGGUCAUGGAAAUGCCUUAUGCCUAUCAGUGCUGUGCCUUUGGGGCUUGUGAGAACCACUACAGAAUCUCCAGCCAAUGGAACAAAGAUGAUAAUAGCAGCAUUGAUGACUUUCAUAGAAAGGAUGCUGGACUGUUACAAAUUCAAGAUGAACGUGAUUUUGAGGACUUUUUUCUUGACUUUGAAGAAGAUUUGAAAUCUCAUCAUUCAGUGCAAUGCUCACCUUCUCCAGGUCCCUUCAAACCAUGUGACCAUCUGUUUGGUAGCUGGCUGAUCAGAAUCGGAGUGUGGACCGUAGUGGGUUUGACCUUUAUUUGCAAUGCACUGGUGUCUGCCACAGUUUUCAGAUCUCCAUUGUAUAUGUCCUCCAUAAAACUUUUGAUUGGUUUAAUAGCCAUUGUAAAUGCCCUGAUGGGUCUGGCCAGUGGAGUACUGGCUAGUGUGGAUGCAUCCACUUUUGGCAGCUUUGCUCAGUACGGAGCACAGUGGGAAAGUGGAACUGGUUGCCAGGUAACUGGCCUUCUCUCCAUUUUUGCUUCAGAGGCUUCCAUAUUCCUCCUUACCCUAGCUGCACUCGAACGUGCAUUCUCAGUAAAGCAUGCUAUGAAGUUUGAAACAAAAUCCUCCACUGCUAGUGUAAAAAUUGCCAUUUCCUUUUGCUUUAUGUUGGCACUAAUCAUUGCAGUGAUACCCCUCCUCACUGGCAGUGAGUAUGGGGUUUCUCCUCUUUGUUUGCCUCUCCCAUUUGGGGAGUCCACAGCUAUGGGCUACAUGGUAGCACUGGUAUUGCUGAACUCCCUUUGCUUUCUGGUAAUGACUGUUGCUUAUACAAAGCUUUACUGUAAUUUAGAAAAGGGAGAGCUAGACAGCAUUUGGGAUUGCUCUAUGGUCAAACAUAUAGCCUUGCUACUUUUUACUAAUUGCAUUCUUUAUUGCCCUGUGGCCUUCUUAUCUUUUUCCUCCUUACUAAAUCUCACUUUUAUCAGCCCAGAAGUGAUUAAGUCAAUACUUCUAGUGAUUGUCCCACUGCCAGCAUGUCUAAACCCUCUGCUUUAUAUACUUUUCAAUCCACAUUUUAAGGAGGAUUUGGGAAGUCUGAGAAAGCAAACUUUGAUAUGGAGGAGAUCAAAACAUGCUAGUCUGAUCUCUGUGAAUUCAGAAGACAUAGAAAAACAAUCUUGUGACUCAACACAGGCAUUGGUAACCUUCACGAGUGCCAGCAUAUCGUAUGAUAUGCCCCCCAGCAGUUCACUAAUGGCACCCUCUUAUCAAAUGACAGAAGGCUGCAAUCUUUCAUCAGUCGCAUUUGUUCCCUGUCGCUAG